Messenger RNA from Echinops telfairi (small Madagascar hedgehog), 1931 nucleotides. It is a transcript of the gene MORF4L2, whose product is annotated as mortality factor 4 like 2. The record is from RefSeq and is a predicted model, not a curated record. Gene Ontology annotation, biological process: regulation of DNA-templated transcription; chromatin organization. The transcript is spliced from 5 exons. Gene Ontology annotation, cellular component: nucleus; NuA4 histone acetyltransferase complex. NCBI's taxonomy places the organism in Eukaryota, Metazoa, Chordata, Mammalia, Afrosoricida, Tenrecidae. Bases 387 to 1253 code for a protein of 288 amino acids.
AGCCAUCUUUCCCUUCCAGUUGCAACGGACUGUGAAGACAGUUGCUCAGCUCCAAAUUCGAAAAACUUCAAAUCAGGAAGCUGCUGAAGCUCCUUACCACAAAACAGAAAUGAAGAGGGCUACAAAAAUCAUCAAACAACCUCCACUUACUUGAUUUGUGGUGCUAUCAGGUCAGCAUCUAAAAAGCUAAGUUUGCUGCCCACUAAGGAUCAGAAGAUCUGAUCCUGCUUACAGAACUGUCCCUCAUUACAGAAUUCUAGAUCCCCACCUCAUCCUUCCAAACCAUCCCUGAAGACCUGUAAGAGAGUUCCAUCUCAGAAAGCACUAGGAGUUCUUGGGAGGGGAAGAAAGAAGAAGAUUAUUGGUUGGAAUAAAAACAGGGUUGAAUGAGUUCCAGAAAGCAGGGCUCUCAAACCCGUGGACAACAAUCUGCCGAAGAAGACAACUUCAAGAAACCAACUAGAAGCAACAUGCAGAGAAGCAAGAUGAGAGGGGCCGCCUCAGGAAAGAAAACAGCUGGUCCUCAGCAGAAGAAUCUGGAGCCAGCUCUUGCAGGCAGAUGGGGGGGUCGCUCUGCAGAGAAUCCCCCAUCUGGAUCUGCAAGGAAGACCAGAAAGAACAAGCAGAAGCCUCCUGGAAACGGAGAUGGUGGCAGUACCAGCGAAGCACCUCAGCCACCUCGGAAGAAAAGGGCCCGGGCAGAUCCUACUGUGGAAAGCGAGGAGGCAUUCAAGAAUCGUGUGGAGGUGAAGGUGAAGAUUCCUGAAGAAUUAAAACCAUGGCUUGUCGAGGACUGGGACUUAGUUACCAGGCAGAAGCAGCUGUUUCAGCUCCCGGCUAAGAAGAACGUGGAUGCCAUCCUGGAAGAGUAUGCAAAUUGCAAGAGAUCUCAAGGAAAUGUCGACAACAAGGAAUAUGCAGUUAACGAAGUUGUGGCGGGAAUAAAAGAGUAUUUCAAUGUGAUGUUGGGCACUCAGCUGCUCUAUAAAUUCGAGAGGCCCCAGUAUGCCGAGAUCCUCAUGGCUCACCCUGAGGCGCCUAUGUCUCAGGUUUAUGGUGCACCCCACCUUCUGAGAUUAUUUGUAAGAAUCGGCGCGAUGUUGGCUUACACGCCCCUUGAUGAAAAGAGCCUGGCGCUAUUGUUGGGCUAUCUGCAUGAUUUCCUAAAAUACCUGGCAAAGAAUUCUGCGGCCCUGUUUACUGCCAGUGAUUACAAAGUGGUUUCUGCCGAGUACCAUCGCAAAGCCCUGUGAGGGUCUACUGACCACUCACUGUUAAUGUCUGGAUAUCUGUAAACCUUUUUUUUUUUUUUUUUGGUUCUUAGUCCUUUUUCUUGUAUAAUUGAUGUUCUCUAAAAUUGUUAAUGUAUCACAGGGCUGACAUUUAAGUUCGUUUUCUGUUUGUUUCGAACAGAAAAUAGAAGGGAGUCUAAACUCCUUUUCUCAUUUCAAAGUUGCUACCAGUGUGCGCAGUUAUUAGACAAUGAAGAAACCUUCAGUAGAACAUUUUAUUGCCUAGUUGACAACAUUGCUUGAAUGCUGGUGGUUCUUUCUAUCCCUUUGACACUACACAAUUUUCUAAUAUGUGUUAAUGCUACGUGACAAAAUGCCCUGAUUCCUAGUGCCAAAGGUUCAACUUAAUGUAUAUACCUGAAAACCCAUGCAUUUGUGCUCUUUUUUUUUUUAUGGUGCUUGAAGUACAACAGCCCGUCCUCUGCAAAUCAUCUAUGUUGUUGUUCCUUAGGCAUUCUAUCUUUGCUGAAAUUGUUGAAGGAUGGUGGUUUGUUUCAUGGUUUUUGUAUUUGAGUCAUACAUAUUCUAACAUGAUAGAGGCAAUGCAUUCUUGUGUAGCCGCGGUUUUCUGAAAAGUUGAUAUUUUAGGAAUUGUAUUUCAGAUCUUAAAUAAAAUUUGUUUCUAAAUUUCAAAACAAA